GGUCAUUGUUUAGAUACAUACAGUCCAUGUGCCCCGCACACUGUCACCCUGUGGCCGCUCGGCCACUCGGACAUUCCUGCAGCUGUGAGUGACAGUGUGCCGCCGGCCUGGUGACCCACCGCUGUGCCUUUCUGGCCCUGAAUACCCUCCCUCUCCGUCCCUCCGCCUCCCGUGCCGGCCGUCCUCCGGGGCCGACCGGCGCGAACAACACCGCCCCGCCGCGGGACACGCCGACUCCGACGCGGCCCGGCCCGUCGGCGGCGGCGGCGCGCGUCGCGCUCGACGCAGCAGUGCCGACCAACAGGUGUGGUGCGGUCGCCGGCGGCGCCAGCGGCAGUGUCGGCCCGUCGCCCCCCGACCGCAGACCGGUGACGCCGAUCAGCGUCGAUCGCGACGGUCCGAGCCUCGUCGACGGUGACGAUCCUGAGUCGGGACGGCUGGCGUCGUCCGGAGCCGGAGUCGACGGCGACGCGGCAGGCCGUCAGAGGAGGCGACACGAACCGGGAACACAUUCCAAGUGGCCAGUGGCCGCUGCGUGCAGUGACAAGAACUCCGGAGAAGCUGCGAUCGAAGAGCUGAACGUUGAAGAAUCACAACUACGAACACAAUAAAGCACCCUCCUCCGAUCCGAUUUUGUCGGAUUCGUCUGGUCCUGGGCUCUACAAUCAUCGACUGAGGAUCAUCUCAAUCGGCCGAAGUCUCGAGUCAGCAGUCAGCACCCACUGUCUGAUAACUGCUUCCGUCAGCUGAAGAUCGUCCUCGCGCUUUCAGCCAGCGGAUCUCCCAGUGAGUGAGUCUGUCAUUCCGUGUCGGCAAGCCGCCCGGCCAGUCGGACAGCACCGCGCCAUGUCGUCCACUGAAUCCACCACGCAGUUCAUCCCCUGGAGCGUCAGCACGUCCAACAGCUCCCAGGUGCGCGAGGUCAUCCUGGACGUGCUGGGCAAGAAGGCCGACAGUCCCAACGCCUCGCAGACCGUGGACGAGUGGGUGCGCAAGAUCAACAACCAGGUGACGAUCGGCGCUGACCACUCUCCUGCGGUGUCGACGCUGCUGCAGGUGCUCUACUGGACGCUGAUCGUGGCCGGCAUCACCAUCAACCUGCUGAUCUGGUUCAUCUUCAUCAAGAAGCCCAAGCUGCGCACGACCCGCAACGCGUUCAUCGUGAACCUGUGCACCUCGGACAUCCUGCUCUGCUGCAUCACAAUGCCGUUCACGCUCGAGUUCAUCAUCGAGGCCAAGUGGACGUUCGGCCUGUAUCUGUGCAAGCUGAUGCCGCUGAUCCAGUGUAGCAACAUCCUGGUCGCCACCGGGACCGUCAUCAUCAUCGCGCUGGACCGCUACAACACCAUCGUCAAGAGUCCGUGCUCGUGUCCGAAGCGUCUGCCGCCGGUGGUGUACAUCUGCUGUCUGUGGCUGGUCUCGCUGGCACUCAGCUCUCCGCUCUGGAUGUUCUACGAGACUGAGCAGGUGCUGUUCCCGGACGCGCGCUGGCACGGCGGCCGCACCUUCUACGUUCUCUACGAGGUGUGCAGCGAGAAGUGGCCCAACCACGCGUCCCGGCUGGCCGUCACGUUCGGCCUGCUGGUCAUCCAGUACCUGGCGCCUAUCGUCACGCUGGCCGUCACACACUCGCGCAUCAAGGCCUUCCUGCACCAGCACAUGGCCAACGGCAGCAUCGGUAACCGGAUCAAGACAGAGAUCCAGCGGAACCGGCGCGUCACGCUGGUGCUCACUCUGAUCGUGGCCGUGUACGCCGUCAGCUGGCUGCCCUACCACCUCUUCUCCGUGUCCGACGAGCUGCAGGCGGUCUGGGCCUCGUCGCGCAACUAUAACCUGGUGUUCGCCAUCUGCCACCUGCUGGCCAUGACCAGCGCCGUCACCAACCCGGUGCUGUACGGCCUGCUCAACACCAACUUCCAGCGCGAGUGGCGCCAGCUGGUGCCGCGCGGCCUCAGCUCGCUGUGCCGCGGCUCGGAGACGCGGCGCUCCGAGCAGCCCAGCGGCGGGCCCACCAACACGGUGCCCAUGCUGACCGUUCAGCGGCAGGACCAGCUGUCCUCCACGGCCGUCUCCAUCCUGCCGACCACGGACCGGGCCGGCCGCCGGCGCAACGACACCCAGCUGUAAGUGUCGCCGACGUAACGGCUAACGACCAGACACCUAGCUGCAACUGCCGCCGGCGCAACGACACCCAGCUGUAGCUGCCUGCGGCCCAACGACACACAGAUGUAGCUGCCGCAAGCACAACGACCAACGACUAAAGACACCCAGCUUUGACUGCCAGCGGCGCUCGAUACCGACACCCGGCUGUAACUGCCGCAAACGUAACGACACGCUGCCGAUAGCUGACUCCGACGUAACGUCUCGCAGCUGUAGCCGGUCGAUCGGUGGUACCAGACCCAGCAAGACUGCGCUCGGACGUCUUCAAGGCAAAACAGACCCGGCAAUCUACAGGUGAAUAACUGCUCCCAAUGCAGCCACUAAACUGUUCUAGUUCUCGCUUAGGCUUAGCAUCAACCGGCGUGGCUAUAUGUUGUAAGCUUACAUGUCAGUAUGUCAUUGAAGAAGUUAGUUCACUUUGACUGAAACAGCUAAGUACUCAUUAAUUAUGUCUGAACGGAUCCUGCUACUUCAUAAGGAGUUGUUACUUGAAUUGAAUUUGUAACGACCAGGGCCUCGGCUAAGGAAUUUUGACUACUGGGGCAAA
This is a messenger RNA of Amphibalanus amphitrite, 2707 nucleotides long. RefSeq names its product neuropeptide Y receptor type 5-like. Lineage: Eukaryota; Metazoa; Arthropoda; Thecostraca; Balanomorpha; Balanidae. Gene Ontology annotation, cellular component: membrane. The transcript is spliced from 2 exons. The record is from RefSeq and is a predicted model, not a curated record. Bases 847 to 2127 code for a protein of 426 amino acids. Gene Ontology annotation, molecular function: neuropeptide Y receptor activity. Gene Ontology annotation, biological process: G protein-coupled receptor signaling pathway.